Molecule: messenger RNA, 2011 nt
Organism: Rhodamnia argentea
Lineage: Eukaryota; Viridiplantae; Streptophyta; Magnoliopsida; Myrtales; Myrtaceae
Exons: 1
Coding region: 708-1985 (425 amino acids)
Source: RefSeq, a predicted model, not a curated record
UCGUUGUCAUCAACCCUAAAUUAAGCUCAAUACAACUUCGCCUCUUAUUUUAACCUACCAACGCAAACCCUCUCCUCUCUCCUCUCCUCAUCUCCUUAUAUCAUCCCCCUCUCUCCACUUCCGAGUACCUCAACCCCACCAUUUCUAUCUCUCUCUGUGUGUCGUGUCUUCCCGGUUAUAGCAAAAAAAAAAAAAAAAAGCACCAUAAAAAAAAAGGAGACCUCUUCCAUGUCCUUUCCAUAGGGAUCUUUGUAACCCUAAUAUCCUCGAUGGGUCGCUAGAACCACCCGAGUCUUGGUGAUAGCGGGCCGUUUGUUGAUACGGGUUAUGCGCGAGGUCGAGGAAAUGGAGGUGGAACGUCUGAGGCAGUUGUUGUUGUUGUCGUCGAAGCAAAGCAACCGUGUCGCUCUUGUGGGUGGAAACCACACCGCGGCCAGAUUUUGCACCCGCUAAGUGUUGUUGUCGAUCGAGCCCUCCCCUCCUCCCUCUUCUUCUUUGCCUUUCUUAGUAGCUUUCAGAUCUCAAAUUUUUCUUUAGGGUCAUUUCGCUUUCCUUUAUGUCCUAUUCUGUUCACAAGUUCCUGCUCCUUUGCUCUUCUUCUCAUAAGAUACCGCCUGAUCUCGUUCACCUCUGAAAGUUCUGCAAGUUUCAUCCGUCCUCCUCACGACUGUGUUUCUCGCCUGGCUAAAUUUUGGAAUUCGGAGACAAUGGCCUUGGGAUUGGCUAAGGAUUCCCAACCGAAGCGCCCAAAAAGGUACAAACGUUUCGAUGUCGGUGGCAUUGGCUUCGAUGCUUAUGGAUCUAAGUACUUGAUCAUCAAGCUCCCUACCUCGAGGGUCUUGAUGUUUCUUGCCCGUGCACUGGUUCUAGCAUUCAUCAUCGCAUCGUUCUCUUGGUUGAAAUCGGGCUUAAAGAGAUCAGUUGAUUCUUAUCAAGCCAUUUCCGAGGUCGAUCGGCAAGUAUACGAUCCUGCCAACUUGGAGAUGUUGCCAUUGCUUUUCCAAGAUUUAGCAAACGAAGGCUUAUUGAAAAGCGGAGAUAGUGUUGCCCUGUUGAGCAAUGGGUACGAGGAGUCCAUUGAUACCUCUAUUAUUCCAGGCGGCAAUAAGAUGGAUCGUAUUUCCAUCACCGACUUAGAGCGACAAAGUUCGAUCCCGAGCAACAUGUUCGCCUUCGCCUUCACAACCGAUUUUACUUCUUCCGCAGAAUUCAUCGAUCGAACCCUAAAGGUUGGCGGAGUGGCGGCGAUGCUGCUAAGCAAAGACCCUAAUGUGCAAUUCUAUGUGCCCCCGAACUACAAGAUCGCCUACAUUAGGAAGUUUGAAUCGACCGUCCUCGCCAUCAGGAAAACUGACGAGAGGAAAAUGACAAACUCGGCCACGCAAAGGCGGCUAUGCGGAUUCGCCCCGGAGCAAAAGAAGGCGGCGCUACAGAACCUGGAAGACGUGCUCCUCGAGCCCCCACGAGCGGCCUCGAGGAGGUCCAGGGCCUACUUCAAGAGGACGAGGUACCUCCCCGACUUGAUGGGGGACACCCUGGAGAGCUACCCGCGCCGCGUGUUCAUCGACGUGGGGCUGCCAGAGAAGGACGGGGGCAGCAGCAGCACCGCAUGGUUCGCGAAGAACUACCCAACGAGGAACCUGGACUUCGAGAUGUACAAGAUUGAGACCGUGGCCGAGGAACCGGGCUCGAGCAAGGAAGUUGUGGUGGGGGCGGGGGCCGCCGCGGAUCAGGUGGGGAUGUCGGAUUGGCUGAAGAAGAACGUGAAGGAGGAGGAGUACGUGGUGAUGAAGGCGGAAGCAGAGGUGGUGGAGGAGAUGGUGAAGAGCAAGGCGAUAGGGCUGGUGGACGAGCUGUUCUUGGAGUGCAAGCCCAAGGGUGUGGAGAGGAUGAGCGACAGGAGCAGGAGGGCGUACUGGGAGUGUCUGGCUCUCUACGGAAGGCUCAGGGAUGAGGGGGUUGCCGUGCACCAGUGGUGGGGCUGACUUUCGAUUCGUUCGUUCGUUCGUUC